UGGUUCUUCUUUUUCGCCACCAUCUUGUCGCCGUGAAAGACCCCGAAGUGCGUUGAACCCUGCUGCGCGGAUGACGCGCUCACCGUGAGUCGACGAAAAAGUCGGCGGGGAGCUGUACCAGGCGCACGAACGAACGCACGCAUACGUGUGUGUGUGCACACACAAACGGUGAAAAGUGUGCCGUGGCCUCGAACAAGGUCCCGUUAUCCUAGGCUUCGCCUUGAACGUCUUCGUUCUCCAGUCUUGACUCAGGAGUCAAGCGAAGAUGAUACCGCUGCUACUCGCCUGCUGCCUCGGCUUCCUCGUCGCUCCUUACCAGCUCACACCGUCGGCGAACAAUGGCCUAAUCGGCGUCGGGGCGGUCUCGAUGGUGACCGUCGGAUUCGCAGCCGGACCCAGAUACGUCCCGAAAUGGAAGAAGCAGGCGUGCGAAAUUCCGGCGUCCCAGCACCCGAAUUCGCAUUAUAUCUGCGACGAGGCCGGUGAAGUAAAAUGUUUGUCAGGGUGGACCGGAGAUCUCUGCGACGUACCGAUUUGCCGAAAGGGUUGCGACCCUCUUCAGGGCUACUGCCGACGUCCCGGAGAAUGCCGCUGCAAACUGGGCUUUUACGGUGAACUGUGCGACAAGUGCGUGGCCUUGCCAGGCUGUCAGCACGGAAGGUGCAACGUGAGCUUCGAAUGUUCCUGCGAUCCCGGCUGGAAAGGCGUGUUUUGCUCCGAACCGAUCUGCGCGCCCGAUUGCCUAUCCAGCCAGGGCUAUUGCGAGAAACCGGGCGAAUGCAGAUGUCGCCUGGGGUGGCAGGGCCCCAAGUGCAAACAGUGCGCUGUGUUGCCGGGAUGCGCGCAUGGGACCUGUCAAGGACCCUUAGAGUGUCGAUGUGAUCCGGGGUGGACCGGGCUGCUUUGUCAAACACCGAUUUGCGCGCAAGGAUGCAGCCGGGAACACGGCGGUUGCCGGCGCCCGGGCACAUGCAGAUGCCGCGUCGGCUGGACCGGUCCCAAUUGCACCGAGUGCGUCCCAUAUCCCGGAUGCGUGCACGGCUCGUGCAAACGACCGUGGGAGUGCCGUUGCGAGCCCGGCUGGGCCGGCGAUCUGUGCAGCGAAAAACUGACCUACUGCGACCAGCACCCCGGUGUCUGUCAGAACAACGCGACCUGCAUCAGCAUGACCCACGAGGACGGUAAUUACAGAUGCAUCUGUCCGUUGGGGUACAUGGGACGACAGUGCCAAAUAAAGACGACGGUGCCGUCGACGGAGCUGGUACCGCCAAUGCCCGACACCGACAGUGACGUGGGGCUUUCGCAGGAGGCGCAGGACCUCGUGGACAAGCCGAGUAUCGAGGAGGCGUCGAACGAGGACAAGAAGGGACCCGGAAAGGAGGAGGAAGUGACCGUGGAGCCGCUCGGGCCCAUCGUUAUCACGGACCCACCGACCACCGUGGAUCCCGCAGCGACCGCGGGAAAAUGGCCAACAGAAUCGGCCACGGGAACGCCCGAGAGAGACGACGAGAACGAGACAUAAAACGGCGCCGACGAGGCAGCCCCUGCCAACAUGAAUUUAUUCAUUUCUUUCAGUUGUUUAUUUAUUUAUUUAUUUAUUUUUUUUUGCAUCAGACCUGUGUGGACAUGAUGGUUUCACCUGUUACAUAUUUACGCGUCCUUUAUCGCGAAAAUUGUAUUGUUGUAGAAUGAAAUAGGAUAAAAUGUCCUGUAAUCGGUAUUCCAUCAGUUUUCAACACUCUUACGACGAUUUUAUCAAACGCUCAAGAUAUUAAAAAAUAAAUUUAUUUGUAGAUAAGUUUAUUAUU
Messenger RNA from Harpegnathos saltator (Jerdon's jumping ant), 1808 nucleotides. Its product is annotated as protein jagged-1. Bases 266 to 1522 code for a protein of 418 amino acids. Gene Ontology annotation, biological process: anatomical structure development; cell communication. The transcript has 7 exons. The record is from RefSeq and is a predicted model, not a curated record. Lineage: Eukaryota; Metazoa; Arthropoda; Insecta; Hymenoptera; Formicidae. Gene Ontology annotation, molecular function: signaling receptor binding. Gene Ontology annotation, cellular component: cell surface; extracellular region; membrane.